Messenger RNA from Nymphaea colorata (pocket water lily), 3124 nucleotides. Its product is annotated as pentatricopeptide repeat-containing protein At1g08070, chloroplastic-like. Gene Ontology annotation, biological process: RNA modification. NCBI's taxonomy places the organism in Eukaryota, Viridiplantae, Streptophyta, Magnoliopsida, Nymphaeales, Nymphaeaceae. Gene Ontology annotation, molecular function: zinc ion binding; protein binding; RNA binding. The transcript has a single exon. The record is from RefSeq and is a predicted model, not a curated record. The coding region runs from base 438 to 2621 and encodes 727 amino acids.
CAAAGGGGAUCAUGGAGAAUCCUUUUUUGGGCAAUUUUGGUUGAAGCAUUCUUGAUGAAAAUUAGAGUCGAAAAUGGUAGAAUCAGAGGCCUGAACUAUUUCUUCAGCACCUAGCCACGUUAAAUCUGAAGCAUCUAGUGUUCGAAAAAAGACAACAAUCAAAACGUUGAAAUCGUAAAGUAAAUAUCUGGAUUUCGAUGUCAUCAAAUACCAGAUCUUUUCUGGUCAGUAUAUACUCGAGCAGGAUGCAACAGUCGUCAGGAUUUGAACUAAGGCCCUCUUUAGUGACGAUCCUGCAUCCCUCCUCUGCAAGUUGCACUCUGUUGUACUGUCACUCGCGCCGUUUAUUCUUGCCUAAAUCUGGUAUCCGAUAAGAUCAAAUUCAUGAAAGUCUACAUGACAGUGGUGACGAUGAUUUUGAUCGUCAGAUCUCUUCAAUGCCAAAUCUUGGUUUCUGCAAAACCAUCAAAUCUGACAAUCUAUCGCUCUCCUUGACACCCAUGCUGCUCCACUGUAAGCUCCCACUACCACCGCCACCACUACCACCACCGGAACUCGCACCUAAAUGGGGAACGUCAGCCAUCUCCAUCUCCCAUCAUCCAUGUCUCCUCCUUCUAGAGAGAUGCAGGGACAUGGGGACACUCAAAGUGAUCCAUGGCAACAUGAUCAGGCACCAUCUGUCCUCACUUACCUUCCCCAUCAGUCGCGUGGUGGCUUUCUGCGCAAUUUCGCCACACGGCAGCAUUGAGUACGCCCGCCUCGUCUUCUCUCAGAUUCAGAAUCCCAACACCUUCAUCACCAACACCAUCAUCCGGGGCUACGCCAGCAGCGCCACCCCUGAGCUUGCUCUUGACUUCUUCCGAGAAACGCAGGAGUCGGGAGCUGGAUUCGACCACCACACUUUCACGUUUCUGAUCAAGGCGUGUGCCCGACUGGGAUCGCUCCCUCGGGGUCGGGAAACUCACGGCCGGGCGAUCGCCGCCGGGCUUGGCGGAGAUGGUUUUAUCCAGAAUGCGUUAAUUCAUAUGUAUUCGAGUUGUGGCGAUCACGCGGCCGCGAAAAAAGUAUUUGAUGAAACGCCUCAGCGAGACUUGGUGUGCUGGAACACCAUGAUCAAUUGCUAUGUGCAAUCUCAAGAUUACACUCAGGCGCUUGUUAUGUUCGAGCGGAUGGUGGAUGCCGGUGUGGAGCCAGAUGAAGUGACCAUGGUGACUGCACUUACUGCCUGUGCCCAAGCAGGGAAUUUGGAAACAGGACAGCGGCUCCAUUCAUGGAUAAUAGAGAGACGACUGAAGCUUGGAGUGGUCCUACAAACUGCUUUGGUUGAUAUGUAUGCAAAGUGUGGCUGCUUGACAAUCUCAAGGAAAGUCUUCGAUGAAAUGCCUCAAAGAAAUUUGGUAACUUGGAAUUCAAUGUUGGCUGGAUAUGCUCAAAGUCGGAUGAGCAAGGAAACAUUGAGCCUAUUUGAAGAUAUGUUGAUCUCUAAGGUGAAACCUAACGAGAUCACCAUGCUCAGUGUGCUGUCUGCAUGUGCUGAUUUGGGUGCAUUGCUGCAGGGGAUGUGGGCACAUGUUUACCUGGAGAGGAAAAAGAUCCCCAUCGAUGAGUUUGUGGUGACUGCACUUAUUGACAUGUACUCGAAAUGUGGCAGCAUUGACAAUGCAAAAAAGGUAUUUGAAUCAACUUCAAAGCGGGAUGUAUCGGUCUGGACUGCCAUGAUCACUGGGUUAGCCAUGCAUGGGCAUGCAAACGAUGCUCUGGAGAAGUUUUCUGCAAUGCAACUCGCAGGGGUGAAGCCCAACAGAGUGACAUUUGUAGGGGUUUUAUGUGCGUGUAGUCAUGCAGGCUUAGUUGACGAAGGGCGUAGGCUUUUUAGAGCAAUGAGGAGUCAGUAUGGUCUUGUACCUGAUAUGGAGCACUACGCUUGCAUGGUUGAUCUCCUGGGCCGUGCUGGGUUGCUCCAAGAAGCAAAAGAAUUCAUAGAAGGAAUGCCGUUGGAGCCAGACAGGUUCGUCUGGGGAGCUCUACUGGGUGGCUGCCAGGUUCAUGGCAACGUGGAGCUGGCUGUGGAUGUCGGCGAACGACUGAUUGAACUAGACCCAUCAAACAGUGGUGUAUAUGUUCUGCAAUCAAACAUGUAUUGCUCUGCUGGUCGAUGGGAAGAUGCAGUCAGGGUGAGGAAGAUGAUGAAAAAUUCAGGAGUGAAGAAACCUCCUGGUUGUACGUUCAUAGAAAUGGGUGGCCUCGUUCAUGAGUUCAUAGUUGGAGAUAAGACACAUCCACAAACCAAAGAAAUCUACCUUAUGUUAGAUGAGAUGAGUAGGAGGUUAGAAAGGGUGGGUUAUAAGCCAAAUACAUCUAAAGUGCUUCUUGAUUUGGACGAAGAAGAGAAAGAAAAUGCACUUGCUCGACACAGCGAGAAGUUGGCAAUCGCUUUCGGGCUCAUCCACUCAAAUGCAGGACAGACUAUCCGUAUGGUGAAGAACCUCAGAGUUUGCAGCGACUGUCACCAAGUGUCAAAGUUAGUAUCGAAGAUCUUUGGAAGAGAAAUUAUUGUUCGCGACAGAACUAGGUUUCAUCAUUUCAAAGAUGGAUCAUGUUCUUGCAAUGAUUAUUGGUGAGUGGCGCAAAUGAAUCAUGUUCGAAAUCAGGAACUAAUGUGACUGGCAACAGAUACAGCAAGCCAAGAUAGGUUUGGAAAACCAGCAGAAAGCACAGCGGAGAAAUCACACACAAUCUUCUAAAUAAAUUCCAUUUGCGGACUAUACACAUUGGAUUAUCAUUUGCAAGGAAGUUCAGGUGUGUGAGAUUAAAAUGGUGAAGCUUGACUGUCCAACCUCCCACUUGUUUGUGGGACGAAUUUAGCAUGGUGUUCUGAAGUGAUGAAUCUAUAAUUUGAAUGCGUCUUUUGUCUAGACGUUGUUGUGGUCUCUUAUCAGACCAUGGACCGGGUCAGAAUUGUCCGCAGAAAAAAUAUCUCGUGAAAGGUGAAGUCAUUAGAUGAAACAAGUUAAAUCAAAUAGUACGUUCUUCAAUUCUAAAGCUUUGUAUGUGGAAUACAAUUUUUCCGCGGUACUAUUAUGUAUAUGAACAUCAGUGAUCCAAAUAUAUGAAGGAUUGAUUA